CUCUGUGUGUGUGCGUGUAUGUGUGUAUGUGUGCGAGCGUGUGUGUGCGCGCGCGGGUGUGUGGACAAGGAGGUGGGGGCAGCUGAGUUAGAGUCCCAACUCCUUGGACUCCAUUUGCUAUUCUUUUCUUUCUCCUUCACACCUAUCUGGUGGUAGUAGGCGUUUAUAUUUGCAUUUCUUUUCAUUCAUUUCCAAAUCUUUAAAAAAUUUUUAGGGUUGGGGGUAGUGGGAAAGGCAGGAAAGGGGUAGGGAGGAGAGUAGUCGCAGAAGAGCAGGAGGAGGACAUGGAGAUGAAGAAGAGGAUUAACCUGGAGUUAAGGAACAGAGCCCCGGAGGAGGUGACAGAGUUAGUCCUUGAUAACUGCCUUUGUGUCAAUGGGGAGAUUGAAGGUCUGAAUGAUACUUUUAAAGAACUGGAGUUUCUGAGUAUGGCUAAUGUGGAACUCAGUUCUUUGGCCCAGCUUCCCAGCUUAAAUAAACUUCGAAAGCUGGAACUUAGUGACAAUAUAAUUUCUGGAGGCUUGGAAGUCCUGGCAGAGAAAUGCCCAAAUCUUACCUACCUCAAUCUGAGUGGAAACAAAAUCAAAGAUCUCAGUACGGUUGAAGCUCUGCAAAAUCUUAAAAAUUUGAAAAGUCUUGACUUGUUUAACUGUGAGAUCACAAACCUGGAAGAUUACAGAGGAAGCAUUUUUGAACUGCUGCAGCAAAUCACAUACUUGGAUGGGUUUGAUCAGGAGGAUAACGAAGCCCCAGACUCUGAAGAAGAGGAUGACGAGGAUGGUGAUGAAGAUGAUGAUGAAGAAGAAGAUGAAGCCGGUCCACCUGAAGGAUUUGAGGAAGAGGAGGAAGAAGAAGAGGAGGAUGAGGAUGAGGAUGAGGAUGAAGCAGGCUCAGAAGUGGGAGAGGGAGAAGAAGUGGGCCUCUCAUUCUUAAUGAAAGAUGAAAUUCAGGAUGAAGAAGAUGAUGAUGACUAUGUCGAAGAAGGGGAAGAAGAGGAAGAUGAAGAAGAAGAGUGUCUUCGAGGGGAGAAGAGGAAACGAGAUGCUGAAGACGAUGGAGAGGAAGAAGAUGACUAGAUCAUUCUGAGACGGAGGCCCUAAUGUUCCUGGGUGUGCAAUGGAGUGAUCACUUCUUCCUCUGUUUCUCUGUGUACAAUAGCUGUCCCUUCAGAAGAGAUUGUGUAACUUUUUAUAGGAGAAGUUUGGUUUUACUAUUUUUGCCUUAUCAUUCCAAAUAAGAGUUACUAGUAUGUUAAUGAUCAUAUUGUAUGUAGAGAAUAAUUUUCAUUGGCCCCCAUUGUGAAAUUCCCUAGCAGUUUAUUUAGAAUCUUAAUUUCUCUAAUUCAGGCUCACUGUAUUAGUCAUUUUUAGCUCAUAAUUAAAACAUGAUCGCUUUUACACAGGUGUAGUUUGGUGCAUUUCAUUCAUAAGGUUUUAAAGUUAUUUAUAAAUUAACUAAGAUUACAGUCAGUUGUAAUAUGAAAUAACAAUCGUUGCUUGAAUAAGCUGGUUAUUUUUUUAGAGGUGAUCCAGAGAUCUUCAGUUGAAGGAAAUGGCUUGUUUUUGGGCUAAGGACAUUUGCGUGCUUUCUCUGUCACAAGAGUAACUUGGAAAGGAGGAGCAGAAUAGUAAAGGUUCUACUCAGCAGUCUAGUUCAUGGGUUGUGUGGAGGUUCUGUUCAAUAAUGUAGUCCGUGGGGUUUGUUGGGACUGAUAAGAUUUUAUCUUUGAAGGAAGAGUCGCUCAUACUAAACCUAUAGUCCUGCAGGCGAGCCCUCUCCUCAGGCUGCAGAUCACAACAUGCCAGCGCUUGGCUAGUGUUUUGCUUCUAGCUGUGAGCAUUCUUUUCCUCUCAACAGUUCCUUUAUGAUCACCUUCUUUCAAUGUGUUGCUCCCUCCUUUAUCCCAAAAUAAAGUAGGAAACUUGUGGAGAUACCCAGGAAAACUUCUAGUUUUAAACCUUACCUCCCUUUUCAGACCUGAGUUUUAAACAAAGAAAGGAAAAGAAAUGGACUGUCUUCUGAGGCACAGAUAUUAUUAUUGCUAUGAUUUUAUGCAACAAGCUGUGCUUACUGUAGGUCUUUCUUGGUUGACAACACCUCAGACUGCGUUUCCUGACUGAUCACAUGUGAGACUGUAUUAGGGGAUGAAGAGAGAAAAGCAGCAGAGGCGGCUUUGGGGAGCACAUUAGUGCUCUAAGAAGUCAGAAAGUUGCCUGUUGAUCAUUAUGAUGUGUUCAAGUGAAACUUUUAACUUGGCUUCUCAAAUGAUUUGCAUACCACUCUACAAAGUAUUGAUAAUACUGAGUAGAACCUUUAAUUAUUUUUCCUAUAGUUUUAAAGCAUUGUGGAUGUGGAUAUGGCAUUUAAUUGAAAUACACUAGGCAGCUGGAAAAUCUUUUAAACUAAAUUGAUACUAAAGUUGACUUGAUUUCAAGUGGAUGUCCAUUAAAAAUACAAAAAAUCUGGGAUAAGUGUGAGUGUUUGUUCCCUUACAUGGCUACUAAAUAAAGUUCACUGAGUAGACGAGUGCAUUUCCCUUCUUGUCACUGAGGCUCUGUGUUCAAGGCAAUUGCUUUUUUUAACUUCAAUUAUCUAAAGUUUUGUUUGUUAAAAAGUGUCAUCAUACUAAUUGAAAUUUCGCUUCAAUACUGGGACACAUUUAAAUUACUGAGUAUAGUUUUUCUGCUGCUUUAUUAGUUUAAAAUGUAUGCUUUAUGUUUUAAAGUAAAAGUGAAGUUAUUUGUGGAGAAACUAAAAAAGUUGCACAACUGACUGAAAUAAAACACUUGGGGUAAGUUUAGUGGAGGGAUUGGGCUCUUCCAAAAGACUUUCACAUUUUCCUCCUAAUUUCCCGAGUUGAAAUGCCCUGUUUUAGUCCCUAAGAUUUCUCAUUGCGUACUAUGCCAGAUUAUAAAAUACUUAUUUUUAAAAUGAAAUCUAUAUAUUGACUUUCUUAUAAAUCAUCAUAUUGUGCAAUCAAAAUUAAGAGUUCUUUGAAAACAACACCUAGAGUCUCCGGAUAACUUUUAAGACUUCUGUAGUUUUGUGGGUGGUGUUUUCAUGCAAACAGGUAAGGGUGGGUUUUAUAUUUUGUAGACGUUUUUGGUCCUACUUUAAUGCUCUUUGUAUGGCAGUAUGUAGGUAGUGUGUUAAGUUCCUCAAGAAUCUCUCCUUAAAAACUUUGAAGUUAAUACUUUUGUGCAACUGUGUUUUGAAUAAAGCCAUGACAGUGUUAAAAAUACAGUAAAUACAGUACUCCCGGUCA
Molecule: messenger RNA, 3265 nt
Organism: Oryctolagus cuniculus (rabbit)
Lineage: Eukaryota; Metazoa; Chordata; Mammalia; Lagomorpha; Leporidae
Product: acidic leucine-rich nuclear phosphoprotein 32 family member E
Biological process (GO): regulation of apoptotic process
Cellular component (GO): nucleus
Molecular function (GO): histone binding; phosphatase inhibitor activity
Source: RefSeq, a predicted model, not a curated record